GCCAAAUACCGGUUUUCCGCGAAAUGAUAUUAUCAAUCUUGUGAAUGUGUUAUAUAUUAAAAAUAUGCACAUACUUCGUAUUUUUGGAAUGUAAAAUAAGAAUUGCUUAUAUUGCAUAUGUGUAUAUGUAUACAUUAUUGUAUUUUGUGAAAGAUUUCACUGAGAAAAAUAUCUUUUAAUCAUAGUGCAUGUAAUUUAAACGUACAAAAAUUUAUUGAAUUUCCAAUUUGAAUAUUAUUAAAACUAAAUUAAAGAACCAAAAGAUUCGCUAAAAUUCGAGAUUUUAUAAUUAUUUAUGAUACGUUAAUUGAACAUAAUGGACAAAUACCAACAUAUAAGAGCCUUUAUAUCAGCGGUUGUAGAAUAUACUAAACAUCCAAAUGAAACAACAGCUACAAUUUUACAACGAAAUCUUGGGGUAAUAAGUACUUCACUGGAUUUGAGUAUUUUUGACCCUGGAACGAGCAUAGCAGCAGAGUUCUAUGUUAGUUUACACGAGCUUAUGAAUUCAUUAGCUUCUAGAACUACUUUGAUUUGGAGCACUGUUGAUGUUUUACAAAAUGCUUGUCGCAAUGCUGCUGCAAGACAAGCUCUUAUUCAUACAUACAAAUUUGCACCAAUAUUGGCAAGAUUAUUGGAAGCAAAUUUAACAAGUGAAAAAAGAAUAAGAGUAUUGAAACUACUUCAAGAAUUGACAUAUGGCAUAAAAAUUUCAUGGCAAGAAGCUCACUUACCUUAUCUAGUAUCAAUAUUAACACAAUGGGUGACACAAUCGAAAGAAGAAAAUAUUAUUGCACUUUCCUUAGGUGUACUAGUAAAUUUGUGCUAUAAAAAUCUUCCUGCUGUAUAUAUACUAAUGAGGACAAUUGAUACAAAAGCGUUUAUAAGAACUUUAUUAAAACUACAACAUUGUAGUGUUAACACCAGUGUACAAUGUUGUAAACUUUUGAUUAUAUUAGAACAUACAAAUACGAAUAUUUCAGAGAAAUAUAUUUUGGAUUUUGCUGCUGUCACAUUCAGUAGUCUUAUCACUGCAAUGAAACAAAGAGAUGUUCUAUUAUUGAGACACAUCAUAGAUUUCUUUAACGAUGUUGGACAAAAUGAGCAUUCCCAUGCUGUGUUACUAACAUAUCCACAUUAUGGUAAAGAUGUGGAAAAUGUCUUGGCUACAUUAGAAGAUAAUGCAGAUCCAGAAUGUGUUGCUCUUAUGAUGGAAUUUUUGUCAUCUUUAGUAAAAUUAAAAUUAUCUUCUUUGGUGUCUCUAUAUCCUUUAUAUGUAAAAACUGCAAUGACUUGGGUUCCAGUAGAACAGGUGUGCUCUAAAGCAUUAGCUUUGAUAAGAAUUACAGUGAUUGAAGCACGACGUACUAAAACGUCUUCCGAGGUGCUGGCAGAAUUAGAUGCUUCAGUUUUAAUGCUUAUAUUAAAUACGGAAAAUGAUGAAAUUCAAGGAAAAUGUGAAUUAACAUUAGAAACAGAAACAAAAUUAGCAGAGUUAAUGCAAUUAUUUCAAGAAAUGAUUAAAACAUCUACACUCAGAACAAAAAUCAUGCAGUCCUUUAGUGAACAAAUAAUACGAAAAUUAUUAAAUCCAAUGUUAGAUUCUGAAAUAUGUGCAGCUGAUAAUUGGCCAGGAAAUUUUAUUCAGAAUCCUACUACAAAUCUGUGUAUUCAUGCAUUAGCUUUGACUGCUGAUUUAGCAGCUGAUAAUUCGCAAUGGCUAACAUUAUAUUCGGAAUUACUUAGAAAAAAACAAAUUCAAAUAACGAUGGCGACUGCAUUGUUCACUGGUGAUGCAGAUAUUAAACAAAAACAACUGGAGCCUUUGAUAUUGGUACAAAGUACUCCUGGUACGGUAACAAAUAUUGGAAGUAAAAUGUCCAUAAAUGCAAAUAAUGAAAUGGCUCCACUAUUUUCUUUUGCACAAGAAGAACGGCUUGAUGCGUUUUUAGCAAAAUUAAAAAGAAUCUAUGAAUCAAAUCAAAUCAAUGAUAUUACUACAUCAGCAGUGAUGGAAUUAUAUGAAUAUAAGUUAGCAGCUAUGAGACAUGCAGAACGGGCCAUGCAAUCUAGUUUAGAAGCAGCAAACAAUCAUGGUACUAGUUUACAACAUAGACUAGCACAAGUAAUGGCAGAGUCGAGUCGUUUACAUCAGAUGUUAUUUGAUACACAACAAUGCUUAGAAGGAGUAAAAUCUACAUUAACUGUAAAGCUUGCUGAAGCAGAAGAACAAAGUAAAAAAGCAAUUGCUAUUAAAAAACAGGAAAUCGAGAGUUUGAAAAAAAUAGUUUUAGAAAAAACUACUAACAUUGAUCACUUAAAUAUAGUUCUCGUACAACAUAAACAUGAAUUAGAAAGUAAUCUUAAUCGAAUUGAAGCAUUAACUAAAAAAAUUAAAGAGUUAGAAGUUGAAUGUGCGAAUGCAAGUGCAAAAACUAUGGAAAUGGCCAAUAAAAAUCACGAACUAAGUAAACUACUUCUUAAAAUGCAAGAUCAGUUAAACAAAAAAGAUCAGGUAAUAGAAUUAAAAACUGCAGAAAUUCAAUCGAAUCAAAAAGAUAUAUCUGCACUCAAGCAAGAAACCCAACAAUUAUCACAAUUAGUACAAAAAUAUGAAAAGAACAUUGCUGAAAAGGAAGAAACAAUUAAGAAGAUGAAAGCAGAAUUGAUGGAUUUAAGUCGAAUGCGUGAUAUGAUUUUCGAACUUACUGCUAAAAAAAAAGAAGAUUUAAAUAGUUAA
Molecule: messenger RNA, 2740 nt
Organism: Heterotrigona itama
Lineage: Eukaryota; Metazoa; Arthropoda; Insecta; Hymenoptera; Apidae
Source: the annotation of a GenBank genome assembly